AGAUGUCUGAGGUAUUAUUGGUAAACAACUCCACAGAUGAUGUCAGAGGCUUAGUGAUGAGAAGAUUUGUCACGUACGAUACGAUAAUGAUGUCUGUACUUUACUCCACACACCUGUCAGUCCCUCACGAAACUGCAGACCUGGAGAAGACGACCUGACAGGCAUUAUUUGUUGCGAUGAUGAACACACUGGAGGACGUCCCGUUUCAGACUCCACUGGGUGCACUGCAGGAGGAAGUGCAGCUGGUCACAGAUCCAGGAAUCAUCAUACCGGACUGCAAGCAGAUUCUACAAGAAACCGAGUACGUAUUCAACCUGGAGAAAUGGAUUUUAACUGGGCACCAGCCAGUUUCUCAGGCCCCUUCUUGUCCUCCGUACUGGCUAAUGUUCAGCAGUCCUCAGGACCCCCGCAGAGGCAGCUCCAGGAGCGCUGACCCCAGGUUGCGGCCCCGCAGUCACAGCCUGACCUCUGCAGAUGCCUGGAUGCACCAUCGCUCUGUCAAGUUCAUCAUAUCUGACUCAGAGGAUGACGAUGGUUACUACGAGGAUAAUGAAGAUGCAGUGUCCCCCGUUAAGGAUGUGGAGCGGCCCUGGACUGCUUCACCCAGAGACCCCAUAUCCAGAGUUAAAGACAUGCACUAUGGUUCCUCAGCUCACUGCUGUAAGCAGGACUCACCUCAGUGUCUCAGAGGACACAGAAACUCCUUACCCUGUCUUCAAGACAGCAGACAGCCUCUGCAAGCACUGGAGCAGCAGAGGACACAGCAGGCCCCCCCACUGCAGAAGAACUGCAAGAAGAGGAACCGCUCCCUGGGUUCUGUGGGCAGAAAAUACUCCCAAAACACACCACCUGCUGUUCGCUCUCCAUCCAGACUACUGCGGCAGAGGCCCUCCUCUGCAGGGCCUGCUGUGAAACACCGCAGGCAGAAGGUCAUGAGGACCAAUGGUUCUCAUGGAGUUUUCUUCGACUCGGCAGCAGAGCUUCUGUCAGCUCUGACCCAGGAGGAGAGGGAGCUGCUUGAAACCAUCACUGAGAAGGGCUACCCGUUACGCACAGCUAUUUUAGCCCUGCAAAAGACCGGCUACAGAAGCCCAGAGAAGAUCCUGAAGUACCUGGUUGCCUGUGAGCGUCUGGUUCAGCUGGGUUACGAUGAAGGGCAGGUGGAAGAGGCUUUGGAGAUGUUCCAGAACUGUGAGACCAAGGCGGCUGAGUUCCUACGGCUGCUGGCUCAGUUUAAUGAGAUGGGAUUCCAGCAAAGUGCAAUCAAAGAAGUGUUGCUUGUUCAUGAAAAUCACCGUGAGAAAGCACUAGAAGAACUUAUGACACGCAUGGCUUGAAUUCAACACCCACUUCACUUUUUUUGUCACAAAACCUGUUAUGCUCCAAUAUGAAGCCACAAUAUGUUAUACAAAUUAGAAAAAAAAAAAGACACGAGUCAAUUAACAGUUAACGUUUUCCAGAAUGUUUAUUUACAGCUUGAUUUAAAAAAGAAAAAAAGAGAAAAAAAGCCCUCAAAAUAAUUAGAUCAAGAGAAAAUGUAGCUGUCAUCCCAGCUGGAGGAGCAAAUUUAUAGUGCACUGGCUUAACGCUACAGUACUGAAAUCAAGUAGUGCUGAAUAUUGUUUCAUAUGAAAAAGCUGUAAUGCAAAAAAUAAAAAUACAACAGCCACAGCAGCCAUAUUACAAACACACACAUACAGACUCGGCACUAGAAUCCUGAAAUAAAGUUUAAAACUGCUUGAGUCUCAGAAUGUUCACUUUUCAUAAAUAUAUACAAUAUAGUUUUUGUGAGGACGUUUACAUUAGAAGCUUCUUGUUCAGUGACAUCAGUACUAGACCAGACCACCGCUGAGCUGGAUGACCCCCAGUGCUGAAGCAGCUCCAUUGAACCAUCAGUGAUUCUGGACGGUGGAGUUCAUAAUUCCCGUCUUCACGUUCGACUUAGAAGCCUUCGUGAGGUCCCUCUGUGAACAAGAAUGAAAACUCAGUAUCUGUGUACUUUAUCAUCAUUGUCAUCAGAUUUAUGACAGAAUUAAUACAGGUUGUGUGAGUAUGUAUAUCUGAAAUGCUUUGUAUUCACUUUGUAAAGUUAUAGUGAUUGUUUAAAAUGUGAGAAGUGUUUAUAGUUGAAGAUUGGUUCUUUUUCACCAUCUGGGAGUAGUGCACUGAUUUUAAUAAAUAUGGUCGAUGUAUCUCA
Messenger RNA from Sphaeramia orbicularis (orbiculate cardinalfish), 2197 nucleotides. RefSeq names its product ubiquitin-associated protein 1-like. NCBI's taxonomy places the organism in Eukaryota, Metazoa, Chordata, Actinopteri, Kurtiformes, Apogonidae. Gene Ontology annotation, molecular function: ubiquitin binding. The transcript has 6 exons. Gene Ontology annotation, biological process: ubiquitin-dependent protein catabolic process via the multivesicular body sorting pathway. The coding region runs from base 177 to 1337 and encodes 386 amino acids. Gene Ontology annotation, cellular component: ESCRT I complex. The record is from RefSeq and is a predicted model, not a curated record.